AUGGUCUAUAAGAUGAAGUUUUGUGAAACUUGUCUGAUUAUCAGACCUUAACUCACAGCUCAUUGCAAUAUUUGUGAUAAUUGUGUCUUGAAAUUUGACCAUCAUUGCAAGUGGAUUGGAACUUGCGUCGGGAAGAGAAAUUAUAAAUCAUUUAUGCAUUUCCUGACCCUUCUUAAAAUUUAUGUGCUGUAUGUUUUAAUAUUUUGCUCCAUAUCGAUUGUUUACAAAGCCCAAUAAGCUAAGGAUGCUGAGAAAGUUUUCUAGCAAAGGUGGUAUGCAAUAAUAAUUGCUUUCAUUGGUAAGCUCUGCUUUUAUCACUAUUAUAUUAUCUUGAAAGAUUAAACUACUAACCAGAACUACAAGAAUGUAGAUAAUGAUCUAAAAUUUAAGCCUUAUCAAAAUAAUAAGGGGAAGUGUACUCUUUUAUUUAACUCUUAUUUUGGAAAAAUACCUGCCUCAUUAGUUCCAAAUUCCUUGAUAAAAUCAAGUAAACUCUACAUUUCUUCUAAUCCAAGAGAUAAUCAUUUGGAAGAAAUUGAAAAACAUCGCGAAUAUUUAGAGCCAAAUCCUUAAAUAAGCUAAACUAGAAGAAAAAAAAUUUAAAGAAUGAAGCGCUCAUAGAUCAAUAUUUCAAAUAAUGGAAAUUUUGAUUCCAUUCUAAACAAUACUCAGAGCUAAUUAUUACCUGAAAAUUCAGUAGUAGUAGUAGUAGUAGGACCCGAUCAAAUUGAAAAUUACUAACAAAUGAAUUUAGAAGUAAGAAAUGAAGAAUAGAAGAAUUAAGAUAGACAUAGCAACAAUGAGGAGGAAAACUAAGUAAGAGAUAUAGAAAAGAAUUUUGAUAUGGAUUUUUAAAAUUAAAAUGGAGCAGAAAACAUAGAUAAAUAAAAUACUGAGUAUGAUGAUGAGCUUUGCCAUACCCAGGUAAACUUAGUACCAAAAAAUGGCAUUGACUAUAACAAUAAGUUUACAAAUGAAGAUUAACAUGCAAAUGAAAUUGAUUUGAGUAAAAAUUUAAAUUCUAGCAAAGAUUAACUUUUAAAUAGAUCACAACCAAAAUGA
This is a messenger RNA of Stylonychia lemnae, 1062 nucleotides long. NCBI's taxonomy places the organism in Eukaryota, Ciliophora, Spirotrichea, Sporadotrichida, Oxytrichidae. The record is from the annotation of a GenBank genome assembly.